Molecule: messenger RNA, 2679 nt
Organism: Peniophora sp. CBMAI 1063
Lineage: Eukaryota; Fungi; Basidiomycota; Agaricomycetes; Russulales; Peniophoraceae
Source: the annotation of a GenBank genome assembly
AUGCCCCUCAAACGAGCGCUUGAAUCAGGCGCAGAGGCGACUACGAGCACACAAUUCAAACGUGCAAAACUUCAGCAAGCCCGUGAUAUAGCCGUUCAGCCCGUUGCCGGGCCAAGCACAUCCAACGCCGCUGCAUCGAGUCGCUCGGUUACAUUCAACAGCAUGCAAGGUCUCCCGUCAAAGCUUGAUGUUGAGAAGUUUGUCGAGUCACGCGAAUUUGAGAUCAAGGCGAUGCAGCAAGCUCAGAAGAAUGCAAGCUCAAGCGCAACUCAUCGGGCUUGGCAAGAGUUGCCUAGACACUUACGCCGUCGUGCGGCUAGCCACGAUGUCCGACGCGUACCUCAGCGUUUACGGGGAAAGUCUGCACGAGAGAUUGACGCCAUGAAGCGCAAAGCUCUCGGUCGCGCGAGGCCAAAGCGCGGCAAGAGCGCGCAGAUACCGCGCAACAUUCAGCUACUCAAGCGGCAAGUAAACAAGCGGUGGCUUGAAACCCAUAUGUGGCAUGCAAAGCGUAUGAAGAUGGAGAACAUGUGGGGAUUCCGCCUGGCUGUUCAGCCGACAGAGAAGUCUUUCCGCCCCUCUCACCGCGCAGCGAUGCACGGCGCGAUAUUACACGACGCCUCCUACUUCGGUCUUCUCGAGCUACAUGGAUCUGCGCCCGCCGUUACUCGCCUACUCGAGAUCUGUUGCGACCCUCAAGGCCCGUCGGCGAGUGCGCCGCGCUUCACAACUGGUGUCAGGACGUGCGAUACGGCGUUGUACAAGCUGAAACGUCACGAUGGCGGAGCUAUCGCCAGCGAGUACCCGUGCGGCUUGAUCGGACCUGCAGAGGUAAUGUGGCGCGCCGAGGAUGAGGACGCCGAGGAAGAAGCGCCAGCGCCGAUGGAUACGGCGACAUCUGCUACUGAACCUGCUGCGAAUGGUGGAAAGAGGAAGCGCAAGCGCAAGAACAAGUCCAUCGACAAAGGGAAGGGCAAAGCGCAGCCCGAAGAAGCAUCUACUUGCACUGCAUGGGUCCGCGUACACCCGACCAUUCUGCCGGACGCACUCAAGGCGCUCAAGCUUGCCGCGUCUGUCGCACUCGACGAACUGCGCCAGUCCUCUCAGCACGCCGGGAAGGAGUACGCGAUUGAAGUGGCAAAUCUGCGCGACGCUGUCAAUGUCUUCGAGAUCAUGGGUCCGAAGAGCAGUCAAGUGCUCAAGGGUGCGCUCACCCCUGUCGAAGGGCAGAGUAAGGAGUUUAACGAGUUCUGGAGACAGCUUGGGAAUUUGCAAUCGCCUGCGUCUGUGCCGGGCAACAUGAUCGUUGGGUUCACUGUGCACGACCCGCGUCUGAACUUUCCGCCGCGUAAUGCACAUGCGACUAUCCCCCCUGAGACAACGCCCUCCCUUCCUGAGGCCUUCACCAAGGACCCCUCCCCCUCCCUCGCAUCAAGCACUCUCUGGGACCCGAACGUCCGCGUUCCCCUCUACACCAACAAGCUCACCAAGAAGGCCAUAGACGCUCGCCGUGCUCAAGCCUCUAUACCCGGUACCAAGCUCAAACCCACACCCGCCGACUCCCGCGUACCCGUGAUGCUCAUCCAGCGAUCCGCCGGCCCCGCCUCAACCUCACGCGACACAGACGGCAGCGGCAUCCACGGCUGGACCCUCAUCCUCCCCAAAGGCUGGGCCCAACCCUUCCUCGACACCCUAAUCUACACCGGAACGCGUAUCGCAGGCCAACGCGAGCGCGCAGCACAGUUCUUCGAGUCCGGCGCGGCGAACUUUCCCAGCGAUUAUCCGUUGACUGGGGCGUACGAUGAGUUUGCGAGGGAGAGGGCUGAGAGGGAGAAGGAGAGGUGGGGGCGGAGGCCGCCGGCUAAGAGGGCUAGCUGGGGCAAGUUGGGAACGAGGAGUCCGUGGGUGGCGGAUUGGGGGGUUGUGCUUGGUGCUGAUGCGCCGAAGGGGGAUGCCGAUGGGGAGGGCGAGGACGAGGACAUGAUACCCGCGCAGCGGGCGGAAGUGGAGCAGGCGAAGAAGGACGGGAAGGAGGUGAAGCCUUGGCUCCUCCGCGGUCCACACGUCGCGCGCCUCGUCACCGACGCGAGCGGGAUGCUCAACCCAGCGUCGAAAGUGCUCGAGCACGUCAACGCGGCACGAAUGAAACGCGAUGCGCCACCUCUACCGCGCGAAGCCGAGGACUCGCUGUACGUUGGAGCGCUCGUCAGGGUCAGGAUGAGGAUGGCGGGGAGAGGGAAUGCGGAGGCUAUGGCUGUCGUGUAUGAGGUUGGGGAUGGAAGUAUAGGGAAGUGGGCGAGGGAGAUUAGGAGUGGUAGGAUCAAGCUUGACGAGGUGCCAUUGGGUGGAGAGAAGAAGAAGGGCAAAGGGAAGAGGAAGCAAAGACCGGGAGACUUUACAGACGAGGACGAAGAAGAGGAUGCAGAGGAAGUAGCGGCGUCCAAUGAAGAGGAUGUUGAACCCGACUACAAGGAAGACCGUAUAAUCGGGUACGUGACUACAGGGAGCUACUCGCUCUCUCGCGGCUGUGCGCGAGCCAUCGGUGCUAUACCUCUGUCGGCUUUAUUGGAGGCGCAGGAUCGCGCGAGAGCGUACGGCUUGCCAGGUCCUCUGGUCCGUGUCCGCAAUAGGGACGGGCAGGUUGCUCGACUCGCGUAUGUAGAUGUGCUCGAGGGCUAG